AUGGAUUUCAGCACGAUGUCGAAGACUGCCGCGAGCACGCCCGCCUCGAGUCCAGGACUCUUCUCUCCCACGUCUCUGCCUCCAAGAGUUGCAGCUCCUCCGUCCGAUGGCACACCGCAAUCUAGUCCGUACCUGCAUCCGUUGCAGCUGCACAAGGUCAAAGAAACCCACAAGGCGAUGGUCGAACAGGACUUUAUCACCGGCCGAAAAUUAAUCAACCAGUACGAGGUGAUUGAGGAGAUCGGUCGUGGUGUCCACGGAAAGGUCAAGUUGGCUCGCAAUCUCAAUACGAGCGAACAUGUCGCCAUCAAAAUCAUACAGCGCUACUCGAAGAAACGACGAUUGGGCAAGGUCACCGUCUCCCCGGAGGAUAAAACCAAGAGAGAGAUUGCGAUACUAAAAAAGAUCCGUCAUCCAAACGUUGUGGGUCUACUGGAAGUCAUCGACGAUCCCGAGUUGAAGAAGAUAUACAUGGUGUUGGAACAUGUCGAGUAUGGCGAGGUCACUUGGCGCAAGAAAGGCAUGCCGCAGAUCUGUCUCUACGAAAGACGUCGAGUUGAACGAGAGCAGCAUGGAGAAGAUACGGGCGAUGAAGAGAAAUUUUUCAAGAUGAUCGAUCGCCGACGCCAGCGAAAGGACGCACAACGAGCCAAGAUCACUCAGUAUAACAAUGCACAUGCCGAAUUCUGGAGCUUGGAACAUGGCGAAGAUGAAGACGAUGUCGAGGGUGUCCCUCUCUCACGGCAGAAUACACAUAACUCUGCACAAAGUCUAUCGGCGUAUCGUUCAAGGACCGUCUCAAGGCCAAGCUCUCGUACACACUCCAGAGCUCCAUCCGUGGUACCGUCUCGCGCCAGCUCCCGAGCACAUACACCGUUACCUAUCGAGUACGAUAUUCCUUCUUUGGACAGUGACAAUGAGGACGAAACACCAGGACCUUUACCAUCCCUCCCAUCGGUACCGUCGCUACCAUCGCACCACGGCUCGCUUGGUGCUCUCGAAGGUACGUACUAUGGAUCGUACCCCGAUGAACCACCUUACCGAGGGAGAUCUCCGAGUAUGGCAGAUAGUAUCAUAUCACAUAUGUCUUCCGUCGACGACGUACCGCACGAUGCGUUUGAGGAGGAUUUCUCCUUUGUCCCUUGCUUCACGAUUGAACAAGCUAGAUCAGCGUUUCGUGAUACCGUGCUUGGUUUAGAGUAUUUGCACUACGAAGGUAUCGUUCACCGAGAUAUCAAACCGGCCAAUUUACUGUGGACAAAGGAUCACCGUGUCAAGAUUUCCGAUUUUGGUGUAUCUUAUUUUGGACGACCAAUUCGGGAGGGCGAAACAGAAGAGAAUGUCUCCGAGGCAGACGCAACAGAUUUCGACGACGAUCUCGAGUUGGCCAAGACCGUUGGGACACCUGCAUUCUUCGCCCCCGAGUUGUGUUACACGGACUUGGACCAUGAGCAACCGAAGAUCACGGAACAAAUCGAUGUUUGGUCUCUCGGUGUCACCCUGUACUGCCUCGUUUAUGCACGUAUCCCAUUCCUUGCCGAGGACGAGUAUCAGUUGUUUCGAUCUAUUGCUAAAGACGAUAUAUAUAUCCCAAAAAGACGUCUAAAGCCAGUGGACUCGGCGCUGAACAACUCUGCAUCAUCAACGAGCCUCAACAAGCGAGCUACGCCUACUGCGGGCCCAUACCGAGAGGAUGGAGAGCUUGCGUUUGAGGACAUUGAUGAUGAAUUGUUGGAUUUACUCCGGCGGAUGCUUGUGAAAGAUCCGACGGAACGGAUGAAGCUCAGAGAAGUCAAACGUCAUCCUUGGGUCAUUCGAGGCAUCGAUAACAUCAUCGGCUGGCUUGAUGACACGGAUCCAUCAAGGAAAACUUCUGGAAGAAGAAUCCAGGUCGACGAUCGUGAAUUGGAGGUUGCCGUUGUGCCUAUUACUUUCCUGGAACGUGCUCGGUCGGCAAUCAAAAAGACGGUUAACAAGGUCAUUGGUUCUACCAGAAGCGAAACCAGAGGCGAGGGAUCACGCAGAAGAGCGAUCAGCAGUGCCACCAGUUCUGGCACGGAUAACCUUCACACACCAUUUACUCCACUGAGCCGGGGAGACAACCGACGAGCGAGUCUUCGGGGCGAUGAAUCUUACUUUGCCGCUUUCCAGGACAAGUACGAACAACGAGAGCAAUACACACACUCAGGCCACCCGCUCGCUCAAAGUCUCACGGCGAGUCCAGACACUGCGCACAAACCUGCGGAUCCGUUUGCCAGGGACUUUGCUCAUGGAUCUUCUUCGGUAGGAGCUACCCCUACACGUAUCCCAUCUGGUGAUGGGCUCAAUUUUGAUUCAAGACCAGGUCCGCCGGAUCGACAAGUUUCGGCGGCGGCUUCAAUCCAAACGGUCGUACAUAGAGGACACUCGCAUUCAAAAUCUGUAACUAGUAAUGGCCACUCAAUCAUGCACGAUGAUGGAACCCAUACCCCUGGCCCCUUUACAGAUCAUCUUGGUGGAAUCUUCUCUGGCCAUCUGCCUUGGCAUGGGAGGGAACGUGAUCGUCUGGAUGAAAUCGAAGAGGGCACUGCUUCUCGUGCGCGGUCUGUUGAUCGUAGUUUGUUUGAAUCAGAAAACAAGCACGCCGAGCCGAGCAUUGCUGUGAGUGAUGCUGUUGCACCUGGACAUUUUUCUCAUUUGUCUUCACGAUAUGGCAUCUCCAGAUCAGAACAAGCCAGCCCUGUGAGCGCAUACUAUGACAAACCUCUGGCAUCACCGAUGUUUUUCGAACCCUACAUGGUACAAGCUCAUCAACUUCAACAGACUACACAAUCCGCAUCGACCCCCAACUUUCCUCAAACUGCUUAUGCAGCUUCUAAUAUUGAUGAGCGUCCGUCGACUGCCAGCAAAACCCCUGAAGGUAAAACACCACCUCGUCGUUCGAUGAAUACCAGUACACCAGAGUCUUUUCAACGUGCUCGCGACAUUCAAGCUCGAAGACGAAAGCAAGAAGUGGAGGAGGAGGAACUUCGAAGAGUCGCGAAAGCCGAAUUGCGAAAGGCACAAGAUUGCCCUCCGUCACCAGAUGAUCAUAUAUUCGUACAGAAACAGGAAGAUGCUGCUAAAAGAGCACAAUCAUCUAGCUCGGUUAAUUCGACUAGCAUGACCUCACCGUCAGAUGCACCGUCGCCUAUUUCAUCGAUAGCACUUAGCUCGACAGAACAAAUUUUCCCAUCUGUGCCUUCUUUACCAGCUCUUAUAUCGGGAGGAUCGUCGGUUUCCGCUGAUACCGAAGGCGACUUUCUUCAACACCCUGGUGUCACCACUUUCACAGCGGAAAGCACCCCAGAAACUCUCACCCCACCAACAUUAUCCAAGGAGUCUUCGAGAGAAUCUGAAAUGGAGCCAGGAUCUUUUCCUGGUGAUGACACCAUUUGCUUAAGUCCCGACAUCGAAGACGAAGGAUAUAAAGCUGAUGAUGGGGCGUGUUUCGCUGAAGAUGAUGAUUCGGAUAGUGAUGAAGGUCUGACCAUGACGACGAGGAGAAAAUCUAAAAUUCCACCAGUCACCAAAAUGCAGAGACGAGGUACCAAUGGGAGUGCGGGUAGCACUGAGACGGCGAAAAAAGUAAUUAUGGAUAGUUGA
Messenger RNA from Glarea lozoyensis ATCC 20868, 3624 nucleotides. RefSeq names its product Protein kinase-like (PK-like). Bases 1 to 3624 code for a protein of 1207 amino acids. Gene Ontology annotation, biological process: protein phosphorylation. NCBI's taxonomy places the organism in Eukaryota, Fungi, Ascomycota, Leotiomycetes, Helotiales, Helotiaceae. Gene Ontology annotation, molecular function: protein kinase activity; ATP binding. The transcript has 2 exons. The record is from RefSeq and is a predicted model, not a curated record.